Xenopus laevis (African clawed frog) is the source of this 710-nucleotide messenger RNA. It is a transcript of the gene elof1.S, whose product is annotated as transcription elongation factor 1 homolog. Lineage: Eukaryota; Metazoa; Chordata; Amphibia; Anura; Pipidae. The coding region runs from base 191 to 442 and encodes 83 amino acids. The transcript has 4 exons. Gene Ontology annotation, biological process: transcription elongation by RNA polymerase II. Gene Ontology annotation, cellular component: nucleus; transcription elongation factor complex. The record is from RefSeq and is a predicted model, not a curated record. Gene Ontology annotation, molecular function: RNA polymerase II complex binding.
CCUAAUGGCUUAUUGUGAACUGCUGAUUGGACGGCACUCUAGUCACCGGAAGUUGGUAAUAGUGGAAAGUUAGGAGGAGAGGAUAAGCAUUCAGACGCUAAAGAGAGACGAUUGAGGAUUUUCAGGCGGGAAAUCGGUACCUAGAAACCAGCGAUCCGCUUUGAUUCAUAUCAAGAAUCCAUAGUCGGAGAUGGGACGCAGGAAGUCAAAGAGAAAGCCUCCACCCAAGAAGAAGAUGACCGGGAACCUUGACACCCAGUUCACGUGUCCGUUUUGUAACCACGAGAAGUCCUGUGAUGUUAAAAUGGAUCGAGCACGUAACACAGGGGUGAUUUCAUGUACAGUCUGCCUGGAAGAGUUUCAGACUCCAAUAACCUAUCUUUCUGAGGCCGUAGAUGUUUACAGUGAUUGGAUUGAUGCCUGUGAAGCUGCUAACCAAUAGAAGGACUCCUUUCUCAUUCAUAUGCCUUGUGAGAGGUGGACUUCAGCCAUUGCGUUUCAUACGGGACAUUGGGGAAUACGAAAUUAGCCUGUAUUUGACCCCGUGGGACCACAGCCCCUGAAACAGUCUAUAAAUACAAUAUAUUUUAACUGAAAGGUAGAGCCUAAAAGCAUUAGACACAGGGCUUUGUUUUUCAGAAUGCCGAGGGAGCGUUUUCCAUUGGUAAAGGUUAGUGUGUUUGUAAAUACAUUAUUGCAUUCUUUGUGAC